GCCUUGCAAGACACUAGGAACUUAUUCACUUGAGUGGUGUUUGGGUCUGUGGGACCCAUUUUCAAUGUUUACCAAAAGAAAAAUUAUGCUAUUUAUUAUUAUUUCAUCCUCAGACUCCUUGCCUUUGGCUCAUUUUGUGUGAAGAACAUGUUUAAUGACACGUUUCUAAUGCGUUCACACUCUACACCCCCCUACACAUCUAUAUUACACAUGGUGUUCGGGUCCACUGGACCCACAGGUAUAAAAGUGUGUCCCUUUACUCUGUCCUACUACAACAUGUCCUCCUGUGUGUGUGUGUGUGUGUGUGUGUGUGAGUGUGUGUGUGUAUCUGAGACAGACAGAGAGCCAGACUGAGAGAGAGGCAGACAGACAGAGAGAAACAGACACAGACACAGAGAGAGAGAAAGACAGACAGAGAGAGAGAGUAACAGAUAGACAGACAGAGAGAAACAGAGAGACAAGCAGAGAGACAGCAUACAUGCAUCAAAUGAAUGAUAAACUCCCGUCCGACGUCAUCAUCUCCCUCUGUUCCCCGCCGAGUCCUGAAGCGCAGAGGAGCGCAGAACCGCAGCCCAGGCCCAAUACAGGACUGCCGAUCGCCAACAUGGUGAACUUUACGGUAGACCAGAUCCGAGAGAUCAUGGACAAAAAGUCCAACAUCAGGAACAUGUCUGUUAUCGCCCAUGUGGACCAUGGAAAAUCCACUCUGACCGACUCACUAGUGUGCAAGGCAGGUAUCAUCGCCUCCGCGCGAGCAGGCGAGACCAGGUUCACGGACACCAGGAAAGAUGAGCAGGAACGGUGCAUUACCAUCAAGUCCACAGCUAUCUCUCUGUACUACGAGCUCAGCGACAAUGAUAUGGCCUUCAUCAAGCAGUGCAAGGACGGAUCUGGUUUUCUCAUAAACCUGAUCGACUCUCCGGGUCAUGUGGACUUCUCGUCCGAGGUGACGGCGGCUCUAAGAGUUACAGAUGGGGCUCUUGUAGUAGUAGACUGUGUAUCAGGUGUGUGCGUGCAGACGGAAACCGUCUUAAGGCAGGCUAUUGCAGAACGCAUCAAGCCCGUCCUAAUGAUGAACAAGAUGGACCGUGCGUUGCUCGAGCUGCAGCUGGAUGCAGACGAGCUUUACAACACGUUUCAGCGCAUUGUGGAGAAUGUCAAUGUUAUCAUCUCAACCUACGGUGAAGGAGAGCAUGGACCGAUGGGCAAUAUUAUGGUGGAUCCUGUGAUAGGUACAGUAGGAUUUGGGUCAGGCCUUCACGGCUGGGCCUUUACCCUAAAACAGUUCGCUGAGAUGUACGUGGCUAAGUUUGCUGCCAAAGGUGAAAAGAAAAAAUCGGAUAUUUCCCCUGAUGAUCGCUGCAAAAAGGUGGAGGAGAUGAUGAAGAAGCUUUGGGGAGACAAGUACUUUGAUCCUUCAUGUGGAAAAUUCAGCAAAACAGCAAACAAUGCAGACGGGAAAAAGCUACCUCGCACUUUCUGCCAACUUGUCCUGGAUCCAAUAUUUAAGGUGUUUGAUGCCAUCAUGAACUUUAACAAAGAGGAAACCCAAAAACUAAUCGAAAAGCUGAAUAUUAAGCUUGAUGCUGAAGAUAAAGAGAAGGAAGGAAAGCCACUGCUUAAGGCUGUGAUGCGCCGCUGGCUGCCAGCAGGUGAUGCUUUGCUUCAGAUGAUUACCAUUAAUCUACCUUCGCCAGUCACGGCUCAGAAAUACAGAUGUGAGCUACUAUAUGAAGGCCCUGGAGAUGAUGAGUCAGCCAUGGGUAUCAAGAACUGUGAUCCUAAAGCUCCACUAAUGAUGUACAUCUCCAAAAUGGUACCGACAAGCGACAAGGGCCGAUUCUAUGCCUUUGGUCGUGUUUUCUCCGGUGUUGUUGCCACUGGACAGAAAGUUCGCAUCAUGGGCCCAAACUACACACCAGGAAAGAAAGAGGACUUGUACUUGAAGCCUAUUCAAAGAACCAUCUUGAUGAUGGGCCGCUAUGUUGAACCCAUCGAAGACGUGCCAUGUGGGAAUAUUGUAGGAUUAGUUGGAGUUGACCAGUUUUUGGUAAAGACUGGUACCAUAACCACUUAUGAGCAAGCUCACAACAUGAGAGUGAUGAAGUUUAGUGUUAGCCCCGUAGUACGAGUGGCUGUGGAAGCCAAGAACCCAGCCGAUCUUCCAAAGCUUGUUGAAGGCCUGAAGCGCCUGGCCAAGUCAGACCCCAUGGUUCAGUGUAUCAUUGAAGAGUCUGGUGAGCAUAUCGUGGCUGGGGCAGGAGAGCUACAUCUGGAAAUCUGUUUAAAGGAUCUCGAAGAAGAUCACGCCUGUAUUCCCUUGAAGAAAUCGGACCCAGUGGUGUCCUAUCGUGAAACAGUGAGUGACGAUUCUGACCAGGUUUGCCUGUCCAAAUCGCCCAACAAGCACAACCGUCUGUACAUGAAAGCCCGUCCGUUCCCAGAUGGCUUGGCUGAGGAUAUCGAUAAGGGGGACGUGUCCGCCAGGCAAGAACUUAAACAGAGAGCUCGCUACCUGGCCGAAAAGUAUGAGUGGGAGGUCACCGAGGCUCGCAAGAUUUGGUGCUUUGGACCGGAUGGAACAGGACCCAAUGUUCUGGUGGACAUCACAAAGGGAGUGCAGUACCUAAACGAGAUCAAAGACAGUGUGGUAGCUGGGUUCCAGUGGGCAACAAAAGAGGGAGCGCUUUGUGAAGAGAACAUGAGAGGGGUGCGAUUCGACAUCCAUGAUGUUACCCUGCAUGCCGACGCCAUACACAGAGGGGGCGGCCAGAUCAUUCCCACCGCCAGAAGAGUUCUCUACGCCUCUGUGCUUACUGCCCAGCCAAGACUCAUGGAGCCCAUUUAUCUGGUGGAGAUUCAGUGUCCAGAACAAGUUGUCGGUGGUAUCUACGGUGUCCUGAACAGGAAGCGAGGCCAUGUCUUUGAGGAGUCUCAGGUGGCAGGGACACCCAUAUUUAUAGUAAAAGCAUAUCUCCCUGUGAAUGAAUCAUUUGGAUUCACAGCUGAUCUAAGGUCCAACACGGGCGGCCAGGCCUUCCCUCAGUGUGUGUUUGACCACUGGCAGAUCCUGCAAGGAGAUCCGUACGAUGCCAACAGCAGGCCCUCACAGGUUGUUGCAGAGACCCGUAAGCGCAAAGGCCUUAAGGAGGGCAUCCCAGCCUUAGACAACUUUCUGGACAAACUCUAAUGAUACGAGUCUUAAAACCAGUUAGUGAUUAGUAGCCCUUAAAUUAAUGUUACUUAUCUCCAAGCUAAAUUGUAUGAUAAUACAGUGGUUCUCAACCUUUUUUCUCGUAGACCCCACCACCCCCUCCCCUGUGUUCGAAUAAUUAAUGAAUAAUAGUAUAUAUCUUGGUACUUCUAGUGCUUGCGGAGCUUCGUCACAUUGGUCUACAUCAACGGGAUCUGCAUCAACAUCCGAAUCGGAAUCAUUUGUUAUGCCUAUCUGUUGACCUUUGCACUUUUGACGUGGACAAAUCAAAUAUUUGUCCGUUCCUAAAGACCCACUGUAGGUUAUAGGUAGUUUAAAAUAGAUUUCCAUUACAUCACAAGAGAUCUUUCAUAAGCUAAUAGCCUAUAGAUUUUCUCAUUCCUGUUGCUUCUCUGUAAAAUGCAACAGGACCCCUCGAGCUCACCGAGGCCCCCUAGUGGGCCACGCCCUCUGGUUGAGAACCACUGUGAUAAUACACAUGCACAUUCAAAACUUACAAGGCUUGGCUUGUUUUCCAUGCUAUCAAUGGUACAAGUGAAUAAAACCCCAGCACCUUAA
Molecule: messenger RNA, 3772 nt
Organism: Trichomycterus rosablanca
Lineage: Eukaryota; Metazoa; Chordata; Actinopteri; Siluriformes; Trichomycteridae
Gene: eef2l2
Product: eukaryotic translation elongation factor 2, like 2
Biological process (GO): translational elongation
Cellular component (GO): ribonucleoprotein complex; cytosol
Molecular function (GO): GTP binding; GTPase activity; ribosome binding
Source: RefSeq, a predicted model, not a curated record